Messenger RNA from Carassius gibelio (silver crucian carp), 695 nucleotides. Its product is annotated as thioredoxin-like. The record is from RefSeq and is a predicted model, not a curated record. Bases 138 to 461 code for a protein of 107 amino acids. Lineage: Eukaryota; Metazoa; Chordata; Actinopteri; Cypriniformes; Cyprinidae. The transcript is spliced from 5 exons. Gene Ontology annotation, molecular function: protein-disulfide reductase activity.
CGUUGUCUUUAUUGAAGGCGGGGCUACGUGACGUUCACCCUAAUGAUGUGGGUUGACUGUCAACGAAGCAGGAGCUUUCACGAGACGAACACAGUAGACCAGUAGAAGACUGAUUGACAUACAUCAAAACGACCAAAAUGGUUAUCAUAAUCGAGAAUAAGAGUGCCUUCGACAAUGCUCUGAAAAAUGCUGGGAACAAGUUGGUGGUGGUGGACUUCACAGCCACAUGGUGCGGGCCCUGCCAAAUGAUCGGUCCAAUCUUUAAAGCGGAGUCUGAAAAACCAGAGAACAGUAAUGUUGUGUUUCUAAAGGUGGACGUGGAUGAUGCACAGGAUGUGUCCGCUUUCUGUGACAUCAAAUCUAUGCCAACAUUCCAAUUCUACAAGAAUGGAAAGAAGAUUGAUGAAUUUUCUGGAUCAAAUAAAGAUAAGCUGUUGAAGAAGAUAUCUGAGCAUAGAUGAAGAAAAACACACAAACCAACCUCUGUAAUAAGUAAUAUACACAGAAAAAACAUCAUUCUCAACCUCGAACUCAUUCUAAUUCUGUGUUUCAUUUAUAUACGGUUUUAUUUUAGAUUCUAUACAGACACAGAAGACUUUUUUUGACCCUCUAUAAUGUCUAUCUCUGAUGUAUUUUCUGUUGGGUUUGUAUGAAAUGAAACCUUUAAAGGCCAUUAAAAGUUGUCUUUUACAGCA